Molecule: messenger RNA, 2976 nt
Organism: Orycteropus afer afer
Lineage: Eukaryota; Metazoa; Chordata; Mammalia; Tubulidentata; Orycteropodidae
Gene: EPHB6
Product: EPH receptor B6
Exons: 16
Coding region: 1-2976 (991 amino acids)
Biological process (GO): central nervous system projection neuron axonogenesis; cell surface receptor protein tyrosine kinase signaling pathway; axon guidance
Cellular component (GO): neuron projection; plasma membrane
Molecular function (GO): transmembrane-ephrin receptor activity; protein binding; ATP binding
Source: RefSeq, a predicted model, not a curated record
AUGGUGUGCAGCCUGUGGGUCCUGGCCCUGGUGUCCUCAGCUCUGGCCCUGGAAGAGGUAUUGCUGGACACCACCGGGGAGACGGCGGACAUUGGCUGGCUUACCUACCCACCAGGUGGGUGGGACGAGGUGAGCGUCACGGACGACCAACGGCGCCUGACCCGCACCUUCGAGGCCUGCCACGUGGCUCGGUCCGCGGGCUCAGGGCAGGACAACUGGCUGCAGACGCACUUCGUGGAGCGGCGCGGCGUGCACCGCGCGCACGUCCGCCUACACUUCUCCGUGCGCUCCUGUGCCAGCCUGGCGGUGGGCGGCGGCGCCUGCCGGGAGACCUUCACCCUCUACUACCGCCAGGCCGACGGCCCGGAUGACCCCGACGCCGCCGCGGACUGGCAUCGCCAGCGCUGGACCAAGGUGGACACGAUCGCGGCCGACGAGAGCUUCCCCGCGGCCGCUUCCUCCCAGGCGCGGGCCGAGGCGCCCCGCGCGGGGCUCCAGCUCAACGUAAAGGAGCGCAGCUUCGGGCCGCUCACGCAGCGCGGCUUCUACGUGGCCUUCCAGGACACCGGGGCCUGCCUGGCCCUCGUGUCGGUCCGCCUCUUCUCCUACGCCUGCCCGGCCACGCUCCGUGCCCUCGCCUCCUUUCCUGAGACCCAGGCCAGCGGGGCUGGGGGCGCCUCCCUGGUGGCCGCCAUGGGUACCUGUGUGGCUCACGCAGAGCCAGAGGAGGAUGGAGUGGGGAGCCAGGCCGGGGGCAGCCCCCCCAGGCUGCACUGCAACGGGGAGGGCAAGUGGAUGGUGGCCGUGGGGGGCUGCCGCUGCCAGCCGGGACACCAGCCUGCCCGCGGGGACAAGGCCUGCCAAGCCUGCCCAGCCGGAUCCUACAAGGCCUCUGCGGGGAACGCGCCCUGCGCUCGGUGCCCCGCCCACAGCCACGCCCCGGACCCCGCAGCCCCAGUGUGUCCCUGCCUCCCGGGCUUCUACCGGGCCGCCUCCGACCCGCCGGAGGGCCCCUGCACCGGCCCCCCCUCGGCGCCUCGCGAGCUCUGGUUCGAGGUGCAAGGUUCCGCGCUCAUGCUGCACUGGCGCCUUCCUCGGGAGCUGGGGGGCCGCGGCGACCUGCUCUUCAACGUCGUGUGCAAGGAGUGCCCCGGCCCCCAGGAGCCCGGCGGGGGCGCCUGUCGCCGCUGCAGGGACGAGGUCUACUUCGACCCCCGCCAGAGGGGCCUGACGGAGAGUCGAGUGCUGGUCGGAGGCCUCCGGGCGCACGUGCCCUACGUGCUGGAAGUGCAGGCGGUCAACGGCGUGUCUGAGCUCAGCCCCGAUCCUCCGCCCGCAGCUGCCAUCAAUGUCACCACCAGCCACGAAGUCCCCUCCGCAGUGCCGGUGGUGCACCAGGUGAGCCGGGCGUCGGACAGCAUCACCGUGUCCUGGCCGCAGCCCGAGCGGGCCAACGGGAACAUCCUGGACUACCAGCUCUGCUACUAUGACCAGGCCGAGGAUGAGUCCCGCUCCUUCACCCUGACCAGCGAGACCAACACUGCCACAGUGACGCACCUGAGCCCAGGCCACAUCUAUGGCUUUCGGGUGCGCGCUCGCACGGCUGCGGGCCACGGCCCCUAUGGCUCCAAAGCCUACUUCCAGACCCUGCCUCUAGGCGAGCUGUCCACCCAGCUUCCUGAGAGGCUCUCCUUGGUGGUAGGCUCCAUCCUGGGGGCCUUGGCUUUCCUCCUGCUGGGGGCCAUCUCCGUGCUGGCUCUUGUCUUCAGGAGGAAGCAGCGGGAGACCGGCUACACAGAGCGCCUACAGCAGCACAGCGGCCCAGGGCUUGGGGUGAAGUAUUACAUCGACCCCUCUGCAUACGAGGACCCCUGCCAGGCUGUCCGAGAGCUUGCCCGGGAGGUGGACCCUGCAUACAUCAAGCUUGAGGAGGUCAUUGGAACAGGCUCCUUUGGAGAUGUGCGUCGGGGCCGGCUGCAGCCACGGGGCCGGCGGGAGCAGGCUGUGGCCAUCCAGGCCCUGUGGGCUGGGGCUCCUGAGAACCUGCAGACGGCCCUCCUGGGCCGGGCAGCCAUGCUGGGCCAGUUCCAGCACCCCAACAUCCUGCGGCUAGAGGGAGUCGUCACCCAGAGCCGGCCACUCAUGGUGCUGACAGAGCUUAUGGAGCUAGGCCCCCUGGACAGCUUUCUCAGGCAGCGGGAGGGCCAGUUCAGCAGCCUGCAGCUGGUGGCCAUGCAGAGGGGCGUGGCCGCGGCCCUGCAGCACCUGGCCAGCUUCUCCUUCGUGCACCGUGCCCUGUGUGCCCACAGCGUGCUGGUCAACAGCCACCUGGUGUGCAAGGUGGCCCGCCUGGGCCACACGCCUCAGGGCCCAGGCUGCAUCCUCCGUUGGGCAGCCCCCGAAGUCAUUGCCCACUCGAAACACAGCACAGCCAGUGACGUCUGGAGCUUUGGGGUCCUGAUGUGGGAGGUGAUGAGCUAUGGAGAACGGCCCUACUGGGACAUGCCCGACCAGGAGGUCCUAAGGGCACUAGAGCAGGAGUUCCGGUUGCCGCCACCCCCAGGCUGUCCUCCUGGGCUGCAUCUGCUUAUGCUGGACACGUGGCACAAGGACCAUGCCGAGCGGCCCCACUUCGACCAGCUGGUGGCUGCACUGGACAAGAUGAUCCGCAAGCCGGAAACUCUGCAGGCCGUCGGGGGCCCCGGGGACAGACCUUCCCAGGCCCUUCUGGACCCUGUGGCUCUGGACUUCCUGUCCCUGGGCUCCCCCCGGGCCUGGCUCUCGGCCAUCGGACUCGAGUGCUACCAGGACAACUUCGCCAGGCUGGGGCUCUGCUCCUUCAGUGACAUAGCCCAGCUCAGCCUCGAGGACCUGCCCGCCUUGGGCGUCACGCUGGCUGGCCACCAGAAGAAACUCCUGCACAACGUUCAGCUUCUGCAACAGCGCCUGGGGCCACCAGGUGCUGUGGAGGUCUAA